UCGUCACAUCCUCUAACAGCCAUUAUGAUCACGGAGCUCGGGUGAAACAUGUCUAAUAUUGGAAAACUAUUCAAAAUUAAAGGAACUAAACCUCCUAAGCCACCAAGGAGGGAUUAUGAUGAGAAUAGGAGCUCUAGUGAUUUAUCUGAAGAAGAUGAAAGCUAUUUAGACCCGGCCACUGUCCAUCCAACUUCUUCGCCGAAUGAGAGUCCUGUUAUGCCUAGCUACCCUCCUCCGAGACCAAAUCAUUCGCCAGCUAAUCGCCGCGUUCACGAUGCCGGAAAAAGGGCUUCAGUGCCUGUUACGUUUGGCCAGUCGACUAAAGCGGCCAGAUCACAGAGACCACAAAGUGCAGAGCAUUUACAGCAGGGAAAAAUGCUUGUACCUGGGCAAAGAUCCGGCUUUAAGAUGCCCGAUGACUACUCAGAUCCUUGGGAUGCCAAAGAAGCGAAGUCCCCUGGGGGAGACUAUUCUGACCCCUGGGAUGCUACAAACACCCAACCAGGGGCAGUCACUGACCCCACCGUAGCUGGGAGAAAGAGUUCAAAAGAUGAUUACAUGGACCCUUGGGAUGCUAAACAGGAUGGGGAAUCACAGGUACAAAGGGUAACAGUUGAGAAAGUCAAGCAUCAGAGUAAUGAAGAUUCAGAUGAAGAAAGUUAUUCUGAACCUUAUGACCUUGGCAAAGUCACAUUGUUAGAUGAGCAAGCUAAGAGAAUGUCUCUGAGGGGAAUGCGUCCAUCUGUAGAUGAACAGGAGGAAGACAGAUUCAGGAAGCACAGUGAAACUGGUGUCAAAAAACAGCAGUCUCCCAGCAGGGAUCAGAGACCAGCAGAUGAUUAUGACUCACCUUGGGAAAGUAAAUCUUUUCUAGGAAUGCAGCAUAAAUCUCCAAACUUACCCCAAGAGAGACCUCAAGCUCCUGUGACUGACAUGCGCCCAUCUGAUGAUUAUGACAAACCCUGGGAGUGGAACAAGAAUAUUAAUCUGAAUGGCCAUACACAAGUUCCAAGACAACAGGAACCUGUUCAGUCACCUAAAAUAGAUGCACGACCCCCAGAUGACUAUGAUGCUCCUUGGGAGUGGUCAAAAUCUGGUGUUGCAUCAAGGGUCAAGGUUCCAAGGGAAGGAGAAGCACAGGUAACAGGGUGCUCUGUUGCCCCUUCUAAGCCACCAAGAACAUUUGGUGGAGAUGGAUCCCCUAUUGAUCCCGCUUUGCCACUGGCGCAACAGGGCUGGUAUCAUGGACCUUUAAAGCGACUGGAAGCAGAGAGACUCCUACAAUCUGCUGAAGACUGCAGCUUCCUACUGCGACAAUCAGAGAGUAGUAAAAAUGACUUCUCUCUGUCUGUCAAAAAUAACAACUCCUUCAUGCAUCUAAAGAUUGUUUGCCAAGGCAACAAAUACAUCUUGGGACAAUUUAGUAAGCCAUUCAAUACUGUGCCAGAAAUGAUUCACUACUAUUCCCUAAACAAGCUUAACAUUCGAGGAGCUGAACACAAAAAACUGUUACAUCCAGUGGUGCCCCCCCCUGAAUAUUUUACACUGGAGCCUGGUGGAUAUUCCACAGCAAGCUGAGAGUCACAUUCCAUGCUUCAUAUCAUGAAGGCCCUUAUGAAUGGAAAGGCUUCCUUGUCAAGGCUUGGAAAGUCAAAGUGCAGAAGUUACUGUAAUGAAAUAGUGAAUUUAAAAUAAUCUAAUAAAUUUUGACUUUUUUUGUAAUCAUCAGGGAGAGACCUUAGGGAAAUAGUAUUUUUAUCUUCAUUUAAAUUCUGUUAUAUGAAUAGUUUGCAUUAAAAAAAAAAAAAAGACUAAAUUGGAACUAGAAGUACAAUGAGUAGAAUUAGUGUUUUAUACAAGUAUUAUAUUCUCCAGUGUCUGCAAACACAGGUGGAAUCAUUGUUCAAUUUUAUUUCAGUGGACUUUAAAGAAAAUCUUGAUAACAGUGUUGAAAAUAAAACAAUCUUCAAUUAUAGUGAGCACAUUCUGAUCUAAAUUUUCUUAAGACUUCAUUAUUAUCUUGAUUGAUGUUUUACCUUUUGAAGGAGUAGUAAUUUGAUCAGCUGUGUUUGUUGUUGUUGUUAGUUUCAUAUCACCCUUUCUGGGUGAAGGAUAAUUUGGAUUGACAUAUAUUUAGUAAAAAUUCUGUUUUGCCAUAAGGGAGAAUGUACAAAAGAGCAAGGUCUGUAUCAUAAUAAUGUCGAUAGAAUCAGACUUAAAUUAACAUUAUUAACAUUAAUAGGAUUAGUCCUAAAGCUCCUUGUAGAUUUGGAGAAAUAAUUAGGUAUUGAAACUGUCACUUUUAACCUUUAAGUUUUUUUUUCAAUGAAUGAAAUUUACCAAUUUAAAGAAAGAGCUACAUGCAAUUGGGUUAGAAAUGAUUGAAAUGAAUGGCCUUGAACGGAAUCACCUGAGCUGUUGUCUCUGUAUCGCAUUACACUGUGGGUUGGUUCGUUUGUAAUUUAAAUGAAUAUUUUCAAUGUAGGAUUGUUUCUCAAGUCAAGGAUUAAGUAACAGAGGCAACAAUUUUUACAUUGACUCUGUGAAUGUUAUAAUUUAGCAAUUACUAAAGGUCAUUUUUAAUAGUUAAUGAUAAUAAUACAAUUUACCCCUUGAAAGUCAUCUUAAACACACCAGAUUCAGGAAUUUCAAUAGCAUUCCAGAAUUCUCAAAUACAAUUAAUGUAAUAUGGUCUCUAUAUGAUAUUAUGCUGCAUACAGAAAUAAGUAUUAAUGUAAAAAUCAUGAUAGAAAUAAUGAAAAGCUUUUAAACACAGUGUUUGAGAUAGCUAUGGAGAUUUAUUUACAUGUAACCAUUACUAUUUAGAUUUCUCACCACAUCACACCUUGAUUUCCAGUUAGGAUUUCAUUCUAGAGAUAAUUUCAUCAGUCCGGCUUGUCGUCUUCGAACGUGCCGAAUUCAGUAAGUAUUAGAAAACCUAGAUAAGUAUAUUUUGAAACUUGGAAUAUUAAAAUUUGAGCUAAAUGUUGGA
Stylophora pistillata is the source of this 2992-nucleotide messenger RNA. RefSeq lists its product as uncharacterized. Gene Ontology annotation, molecular function: phosphotyrosine residue binding. Lineage: Eukaryota; Metazoa; Cnidaria; Anthozoa; Scleractinia; Pocilloporidae. The record is from RefSeq and is a predicted model, not a curated record.